AUGCAGUUCUUGUGUAUCACAGCUUUACUUCUGGCAGCAGUAGCUGCUCAUCCAGAUUCCCAGACGCCAUGGCAGGAUAAAGAGUUUCCACCUACAGGUGAUCCCCAGCUGGACUUUAAGCCUGGUGAUGAUGAGCAGGCAACAAAUUCCCCAGAAGAUGGACAUACAGGGUCAGGAGGAGGCAGUCCAGAAUGGUCACAUGAGAUGCCCACUGGACUUCCAAACUGGCCCUCUAAAGAACCAAGUAUGGAACCCAUGACCCAUGAUUGGAGUGACUACCAGACGGGAAGACCUUCUGUGGCAUCUAAUCGAGGCAAAAGACAGGCUCCUGACUUUGGUGUCAUGACUGAUGAGCCUGGAGUCCCUCAUCCUGGAUCCAGCAGGCACUUUGGGAGACCCAGAGGACCUCCAAGAGGCAAGAGGCCCAACAUGAGAAACCCUGCUGCAAAGGGCAACAUGGUGUUUUCCCCAAUCUUCAAGGUUGACAGCGUGACAGUUCAGAACAUCACCAAUGCACCACUGAAGGAGGGGGAGAACUUAUUUCUGCAGCCGAGGCACGGUGGAAGAGGACAUCAUCAUCAUAAGGGAGGAAAUCAUGGGCCUCCAACACAGCAAUAUCUGAAGCUCAUCUACAACGCCACAGAGCCGAACAAAGUCUCCAUUGAGUAUGGGGUUUUGAAGCCUACAAAUCCUGGUAAGCUUUUCAGAGAGGAAAACAAUCUAGAAGAAGAUUACUGACCAUAAAAGGGGGAAACAAACAGCUCCAAGUUUGAUCCAUCUACUUUAGACUGGAAGUCUCUGGAAAAUCAUUAAUGUAAUUCUGUAUUUUCCCAGAAAACCCAAAGUUCUGUGCAGCACAAUAAAUUUCUAUUAAAUAA
Thunnus maccoyii (southern bluefin tuna) is the source of this 878-nucleotide messenger RNA. RefSeq lists its product as uncharacterized. The record is from RefSeq and is a predicted model, not a curated record. The coding region runs from base 1 to 738 and encodes 245 amino acids. Lineage: Eukaryota; Metazoa; Chordata; Actinopteri; Scombriformes; Scombridae. The transcript has 15 exons.